Messenger RNA from Serpula lacrymans var. lacrymans S7.9, 768 nucleotides. RefSeq lists its product as uncharacterized. Gene Ontology annotation, molecular function: thioredoxin peroxidase activity. The coding region runs from base 66 to 602 and encodes 178 amino acids. The transcript is spliced from 5 exons. Gene Ontology annotation, cellular component: cytoplasm; peroxisome; cytosol. The record is from RefSeq and is a predicted model, not a curated record. NCBI's taxonomy places the organism in Eukaryota, Fungi, Basidiomycota, Agaricomycetes, Boletales, Serpulaceae. Gene Ontology annotation, biological process: cellular response to oxidative stress; cell redox homeostasis; hydrogen peroxide catabolic process.
UGAAAACGCAGCUCUCUCCCUCUCUCUUUCACCAUCUCUAGUUUUAAUUAUCAUAUAAUCUUGACAUGACCUCAAUUAUAACCGGAGCUGCUCAAGCUGCUCAUUCAGCUGCUGCCUCGCUGCUCAGCACUGUUCAAAUCGAAGUAGGGGACCCCAUACCAGCAAAGAUAGUCAAAGAAGAGGAUCCCGAACGUUCCUUUGCACUUGAUCUCAAGGGGAAAAACAUCAUUGUGGGUGUGCCUGGGGCAUUUACUCCCCCUUGCAGCUCUCAAGUUCCAAAAUAUAUCGAGCUUUACGAUAAAUUCAAAGCAAAGGGCGUUCAAAACAUCUAUGUUGUGGCCAUAAAUGAUGCUUUCGUAACGAAGGCUUGGAAAGAACAACUUGCCCCACAAGGAACUGGUGUCCGAUUUAUUGCCGACGAUAAAGGUUCAUUCACAGGAAGCCUUGGUUUGAUCUUUGAUGCAUCCCCUCUUCUCGGUGCUCCACGAUCCAAGCGAUAUGUCAUUGUAGCGCAAGAUGAAAGAGUUGACUUCCUUGCCGUGGAGGAGGAGCCGAGCUCUGUCAAAAACACUGCAGCCGAGAUCGUUCUCUCACAGCUCUGAUAGAGAAAUAUGGUAAUCCUGCCGAGCAUGAUCUGCCCUGCCGCCUGGGCUGUGCUGUACGAUAUGAAGAAGGAUUGUUUGUAGUUUAUGUCAAUCGUGGUCGACUGGUGGACUCAUGCAUGCAUUAUACGUGUAAAUAGUAAAUAUACUCUGUUUUUUUUUUUUU